AUGUCGGCCAUCAACAUAAAUUCAAAGGAGCAAUUCUACCAGCUACUUCAAUCUUCCCGCGUCGUCGUCGCCGAUUUUUACGCCGAUUGGUGUGGACCAUGCAAAGCCAUUGCCCCCGUUUACGACUCCCUGGCUCGUCAGCUGUCCCGUCCAAACCAAAUCACAUUCACCAAGAUCAACGGUGAUCAACAGCAGGAAUUGGCGCAGGCGUAUGGAGUGAGAGCAUACCCGACCUUCCUCGUCUUCGAGAACGGCCGCAAGACCCAAACCGUCACCGGCGCAGACCCCCGCCGCCUGAACGAAGUCAUUCAGAAACUCGCCUCCGAAGCCACGAAGUCCGACGGCGCAGCAGCUGGCGAUGGCGAAUCUAGCGGAGCAUCAAGCUGGCUCGGUGCCACCGUGGCCAAGGGCUAUGCCGAUGUGACCGACCAAGUUGACGUGAUGGGAUUGGAGCUUCUGAACCGGGACAGCGAGCGGGGCGAGGCGCGCGUGCUUUUCGCAGGCAACAAGCCGUCCGGACUUGCGGGCAAGGGCAAAGGGAAGGCCGAGGGAAAGGCGGAUUGGGUGGAGAGUGAUACAGAUGAGCAGCUUAUGCUCUACGUCCCGCUUCAGUCGACGGUGAAGGUGCACUCUUUGCAUAUUACCUCUUUUGCGGUCGCUGAUGAGGACGAUGACGAGGCGCCCAUGCGGCCGAAGACUAUCAAGCUUUAUGUCAAUCGGUCGCAUGUCCUUGGUUUUGACGAGGCGGAGGAUAUUCCGGCAGUGCAGACUGUGGACAUCAAGGAAGAGGACUGGGAUGCGAAGACGGGGACUGCUCGAGUUGAUUUGCGAUUUGUCAAGUUCCAGAACGUGACAUCUUUGGUGCUGUUCUUUGUGGAUGGAGAUGGGGAUAGUGAGAAGCUGCGCGUGGAUCGGGUUCGCAUUAUCGGCGACGCAGGUGAGAAGCGGGCGAUGGGCAAGUUGGAGAAGAUUGGCGAUGAGCCUGGUGAGUAG
Molecule: messenger RNA, 993 nt
Organism: Penicillium odoratum
Lineage: Eukaryota; Fungi; Ascomycota; Eurotiomycetes; Eurotiales; Aspergillaceae
Product: thioredoxin-like protein 1
Exons: 3
Coding region: 1-993 (330 amino acids)
Source: RefSeq, a predicted model, not a curated record